Messenger RNA from Hemisphaericaspora subhashii, 747 nucleotides. RefSeq lists its product as uncharacterized. Gene Ontology annotation, cellular component: nucleus. The record is from RefSeq and is a predicted model, not a curated record. The transcript has a single exon. Gene Ontology annotation, molecular function: mRNA binding. Gene Ontology annotation, biological process: mRNA export from nucleus. Bases 1 to 747 code for a protein of 248 amino acids. Lineage: Eukaryota; Fungi; Ascomycota; Pichiomycetes; Serinales; Debaryomycetaceae.
AUGUCCGACAUAUUAGAAAAAUCAUUAGACGACAUAAUCGGCGAAUCCAAAUCCUCCUCAUCCUCAGGCAGAAGAUUCUCUCCACGCCGAGGAAGAGGCGGCCCCUCCAAUCGUCGUGGUGGUGGCCCUGGCCAUGGCCAAUACAGAAGACACCCAACCGGUGCCAGAAUCCAUAAACCCCAUUCCCCACCCUAUCACCACCCACUCACCAAAUCCAUAAACUCCACCCUCCCCCGUGAUAUCGCCUCCCUCGCGGGUCCAAGACCAGUCCUAAGAGUGAAAAACAUCCAUCCGGACCUAAAUGGAGAAGAUUUAUCUCAAUUGUUUGGUAGUAUAAAUGAUGUUGAUUUUGUUAAAUUUGAUGCGGUGAAUGAUAGUAUUGCCUAUGUCUGUUUCCAGAAAGAUUGUGUUAUCAGCAAUUCGGAAGCGAUCCAGAAAUAUGAUGGAAAGAAGGCGAUGGGGAAGAUUUUGGUGGUUGAGAAUGCGAUUAGUUUGGCGGAUCGGAUAAAAAGUCUUCCUGUGCGUGAGAGAGGCGCGGGGGAUAUGGUUGAAAGAGUAGGGAGUGGUAGUGGUGGGAGAGGUGGAUAUAGGGGUAAGCAUAUUAAAAAAGGUAGAGGGGGGAGAUUUGGAAGACAUGUUGAAAAGAGUGCUGAGGAAUUGGAUAAAGAGUUGAGUGAUUAUAUGAAUACUGAUACUAAUGAAGAUGGGAGAGAAUCUUCAGUUAAUGAUGAGAUUAACAUGGAAUAG